Messenger RNA from Miscanthus lutarioriparius, 1887 nucleotides. NCBI's taxonomy places the organism in Eukaryota, Viridiplantae, Streptophyta, Magnoliopsida, Poales, Poaceae. The record is from the annotation of a GenBank genome assembly.
AUGGAACAUAGCUCUGCAGAAGACUCGGACAUUAGUGAUUCAGAUAUCGCUGAGCACAAGGAGGAGAUUUGUGCCCAAAUCCGAGCCGGAAAACUGAAAGUGAAGCGUGGUGAGGCCUUCCGAUGCCCUUUCUGCCCUGGUAAGAUGAGGCAGGACUACAACCUGAAGGAUCUACUGCAGCAUGCCACAGGAAUAGGGUCUGCUUCUAAGCGCAGUGCCAAGGUGAGGGCAUCGCACCUGGGGCUUGCUAUGUUCUUGGAGAAGGAUAUAGCCAGCUCGUUGGAGAAACCAUUGCAAAUUGUUCCCUACAAGCCAAAAACUCCAAAGGAUGAAGAGAUUUUUGUGUGGCCAUGGAUGGGCGUCGUGGUUAAUUUACAGUGUGAGUUGAAAGGCGAAGAAGUUUCCAGGGAAAGUGAAGAAAGGCUAACAGCACAGCUCUCGCGGUUCAGACCCCUCCAAGCCACAAUUCUUGGGGAUGGGAAGGACCAACCGUUUUGCGCUAUCAUCAAGUUUGCUAAGGACUGGAGUGGAUUUAAGGGUGCAAUGGCUUUUGAAAAACAUUUCGUACUUGAGCACUACAGUAAGCCUGAUUGGAAAGAAAGAAAUUGCAGAAAGGACGAUCUUUAUGGAUGGCUUGCAAAAACAGAUGAUUACAACUCCGCUGGGCCAAUUGGGGAGUAUCUAAGGAAAAAUGGAAAUCUUAAAAGUGUUGCUGACCUGGAACGAGAGGGACUGAAAGAAACUGGCGAGCGUGUAGCUCAUUAUGCUCUCCAAAUUGAGGACACAAAUACACACAUGCUUGAACUGGAGCAGAAGAAGAAUGUGAAUGCCAUGAAACUUGCUAGGAUGUUGGAGGAGAACGAUCGAUUGGUUGAAGAGCACAAUGAAAGGAUACUAAAUAUGCAGCAAGCUGCUCGUCGAAAUUCUUGGAAAAUAAUUAAUGACAAUAUUAGAUUGCAUGAAGAACUGGAAACCAAGAAAAAAGAAAUUGCCAGGAGACAUAAGGAACUCGAAAAGUCGGUUAUAAAUAGUACUGACAGAGAAAAGCUUGAAGCGACAAAAGAAGAGAUUGCAAAGGAGAACAAGCUUCUUGAUUUAGCAACCCUAAAGCAGAAGGAAGAAGAUGAGAAGUUCUUAAAACUUGUAAAGGAACAAGAGCAAGAGAAAGAAGAAGUUAUGAAGAUGCUAUAUGAUUUAGAAAUGCAGUUGGCUUCCAAACAAAAACUUGAACUGGAAAGAGAACAACUGAGGGGGAAUCUUGAGGUACGGAAGCAUAUGGGAGAGGAAGAUGCAAAAUCGAAGGAGAUGCUCGAUAAGUUGCAUGAAGAACUGAAAGAGAGAGAUGAAGAAAUGGAGAGUAUUGAUUCUAUUAACCAGGCUCUUAUUAUUAAGCAACGCAGAACCAAUGAUGAGCUGGAAGAAGCCAAGAAAGAACUGAUUACUGACCUAGUUAAAAUGUCAUCAGUUCGAUCCAUUCUUGGUGUCAAAAGAAUGGGUGAGCUUGACGAUAAAGCUUUCCUUGCCUCUUGCAAAGAGAAAACAACAGAUGAGGAGGAGUUGGCAACUCUGUGCUCGAAAUGGGGAGAUGAGAUCAGGCAACCAGAAUGGCAUCCUUUCAAAGUUAUUGAUGUUGGUGGACAGGCAAAGGAAAUAAUUAGGGAGGAUGAUGAGAAGCUGCAAGCUUUGAAGGCUGAACUGGGUGUGAAGGCACACGAUGUGGUCGUCGAGGCCCUCCUUGAGAUGAACGAGUAUAAUCCAAGCGGCAGGUACCCCAUACCAGAGCUGUGGAAUUUCAGGGAGGACCGGAGAGCACCAAUGGGUGAGGCAGUAGCCUACAUAGUGAAGCGGUGGAAGGCGAACAAGGGGAAGCACACCUACUACGCCUGA